AUGAUUCGUCGAAGAAGACGAAGUUUUUUUAUAUUUCUAUUCAUUGUAAUAUUAUUAUAUAUAUUUAUUCAUUAUCCUUAUUCAACAUAUUCAUCGUCUCAUUUAACUUUAUUCGAUGAAAUUCAUCAUGAAGAUAAUUUGUAUGUAACACCAAAAUAUUGCUUUACAAAAACAGAAAAGAAAAAUAUUCGUCGAGCAAUAAUCGUUCAUUUUCCUGUUGAACGUUCAUCAGUAUAUAUAUCAGAAUUAAAAUGGUUAUAUCUUUCAUGGAUUGAAACAAUUCAAAAUCAAUCUAUUGAUUGGCAAACUGAUUUAAUUAUCUAUUCUUUACCUUCAUCAUUAUUAGAUGAAUUAGGUUGUUAUGAAUAUAAUAAUAAAUUGUCAAAAAAUAAUUGUUUUAGAAUUGAUUAUAAAUCUUUAUGGGAUAAAACAAAAAAUAAUAGUCAACUAUUAAGAUUAAUUCAAAUUCAUGUACCAACAUGGUGUCGUCAUCUUGAUUCAUUAGGAAUUUUACUUGAGAAUUCUGAUUUUUUAAAUCAAUAUGAUUACGUUUUACGAACAGAUUUAGAUGUUUUUUUAGCACCACAUUUUGCUCAUUAUAUUCCAUUUGAUUGUUCAUUUCAAAUAGGUCUUGGUGGUUAUAGUCUUGAUUAUACAUUAAAUAAACUUUCUCGUAUCGCUCAAACAUUGAAUUUAUUAGAUGUUAACUUAACACAUAUUGGAUCAACAUGGUAUGGACCGCCAAAACAAAUUGUUUUAGUUGGACGUUUAGCUCUUUGGUUAAGUGUAUGGUUAUGUCAAAAUGAAUUUACUUUAGUUGAAAAAGAUCAAAGAUUAUCGAUUCUGUCUUGGCCACAAUGGUAUAUUGGAGUUGUAUCGAUGUAUGCCAGUCAUUUAGCCAUAAAUCAUUAUGCUGGACGAGGACAAAUAAAAUUAAUACAAAAACCAUAUUUAAUUGAUUCUAGUUGUACAACAAAUACAUCUUUUAAUGAAGUUGAAAUUAUACAUAUUCAUGCUUGGCAUGUUCGUAUUGAUCUUUUACUUUUUUUUCCUCAUUGA
Molecule: messenger RNA, 1059 nt
Organism: Rotaria sp. Silwood2
Lineage: Eukaryota; Metazoa; Rotifera; Eurotatoria; Philodinida; Philodinidae
Source: the annotation of a GenBank genome assembly